Molecule: messenger RNA, 1325 nt
Organism: Tachysurus fulvidraco (yellow catfish)
Lineage: Eukaryota; Metazoa; Chordata; Actinopteri; Siluriformes; Bagridae
Gene: lyset
Product: transmembrane protein 251
Exons: 2
Coding region: 173-598 (141 amino acids)
Source: RefSeq, a predicted model, not a curated record
CUGGUGUUAAACCGCAGCAGAAGCAGCGCUCAAGUUCCCGGAUGUUCCCGAUUUGAGGAAGUCAGUCACAUGACAACAAACCGCAGGGAAGCAGCUGAUGAGCUUUUUACUGUUUAUUUAUCUGUAAAUAUAUAAACAUAAAGCCUGAGAGACCACAACAGGAGCAUGGAGAAUGAUGAACUUUCGCCAGAGGAUGGGAUGGAUCGGUGUGUCCGUGUACUUGAUGGUUAGCAUCACAGCAGUUUAUUACAUUUUCGAGAUCAAUCAGACGUACAACCGACUGACGCUGGAGAAGACGAGCGGGACACACCCACCCAUGCAGCGUGACGCAGACUCCGCCCACUCUCCGUUCUCUCUGUCCUCCUGGAUGCAGAGCGUGAAGUCGCGGCUCCUCCUGAUGCCCUUCUGGCUGUGGGCGGUCCUCUUCCUCGUCCCGUACAUACAGGUCUUCCUCUUCCUCUACUCCUGCACCAGAGCCGACCCCAAGACCGUGGGUUACUGCAUCCUGCCCAUCUGCCUCGCCCUGCUCUGUAACAGACACGCCUCCUUCACCAAGGCGUCCAAUCAGAUCAGCAGACUGCAGCUGAUUGACACCUGAUGUGGGCGGGGCUUCUAUACGGUUUAUUCACAGGAACAAAACAUUCAGAUGAACGACGAGACGAGCGACGCUUUCUACAGUCUGCUAAAUCACUCCAAACUACUUUAUACCAUCAAAUAAAUCAGUACUUUAAACUCAUGAUGAUGAUGAUGAUGAUGAUGAUGAAUGAACCAACUCGACUAGGAUUAUUUUUAAUUUUUAUUUAACAGUUUGGACCCGGUACACAAAAUAAAAACAAUAAUAAAUAAAUGAUUUCUUUCUUUUUUUUUCUUUUUUUUAUAUAAUAAUAAGAUAUAUAUAUUUUUUAUAAACUCUGAGCAAGUCGCCUUGUAAUUAAAGUUGUGGUAAAGUUACACGUUAGUUUUAUUUAAAUCUUUACACGUCCCUCAGAUUGUUUAAGUACACGUAAAAGAAAAAUACAAAAUCUGAUCAAAUGAAGCUUGAAUCAAUAAUUUAUUCAAAUUAGUCUUUAAUAAGUGAAUAAUAAUUAAAGUUAAUAAGUUAAUAAUUGAAAGCUGUAAAAAUUGUUGAGAUUUUAUUUAUUUAGUUACAUUUUGAUUUGAUUUUGUUCUUUAUUGUUUUCUCAGAAAGUGAAAUCUCUUUUCUGCUGUUCGUUAAGCAGCUGCAGUCGUGUGGGGUUUUGUUUUAAACACAAAUCUACUUCAGUGUCAAAAUCCGUUUAUAAAAAUAAAACACAAAUUUAAAUAAAACUUGCAAUAAGACUGUU